Messenger RNA from Sinocyclocheilus grahami, 699 nucleotides. RefSeq names its product R-spondin 4 (gene rspo4). The coding region runs from base 1 to 699 and encodes 232 amino acids. The record is from RefSeq and is a predicted model, not a curated record. NCBI's taxonomy places the organism in Eukaryota, Metazoa, Chordata, Actinopteri, Cypriniformes, Cyprinidae. The transcript is spliced from 5 exons.
AUGCAUUGGCAACUUUUGGCUCUCGUCUCCCUUGUUUGUCAGACACUUAAAUUGACGUUAGCUGCAAGAAAACGAAGUGAGAGCUGGCGACAGAACUGCAGGAGCUGUCUGGAGUGUUCGAAGGAAAAUGGCUGCCUGCGCUGCUCUGAGCGCCUCUUCCUGUUCCUGAACAGAGAUGGCAUGAGUCACCACGGCUCCUGUGUUCACUCCUGUCCCUCCGGACACUUCGGCCUCCGAGGCAAAGAUCUCAACCGCUGCAUGAAAUGCAAAGCUCCAGAGUGCGAGAGGUGCUUCAGCAAAGACUUCUGCACUAAGUGCAAGGCAGGAUAUCUGCUCUUCAAAGGCAAAUGCUUCAAAAACUGUCCAGAGGGCACAUUUCCUCAGUCCACAGACUGUGUUGAAGGCUGUGUGUUCACUACCUUUGGUUUCUGGGGUGAAUGGAGCCCAUGCCAGCACAACGGCCUGAGCUGUGGUGUCAGAUGGGGGCAGCAGAGCAGGACCCGUGAGCUGUCCAGAAACACGCCUGAAGAGACCGAUGCACUCUGUCCACAUCAGACUGAGAGCAGAAAGUGCAGGAUUAAGAAAAGGUGUCCAAAAGAUAAAAGGAAAAAUGAAAGGAGAGAAGAAAGAAGAAACGCACAGAAAAAGCUGAAGCUCUUUGGGAACAGAACCAUCACAGAACCUCCAUGGAGAAUGUAA